This is a messenger RNA of Peniophora sp. CBMAI 1063, 1665 nucleotides long. The record is from the annotation of a GenBank genome assembly. NCBI's taxonomy places the organism in Eukaryota, Fungi, Basidiomycota, Agaricomycetes, Russulales, Peniophoraceae.
AUGGACGGCCUCGACGACCUCGGUCUGACCGGCUUUGAUGAUCCUUCCUCUUCACCCGAAGCCUUCGGCUCGCCGGAUCCGCUCUCCUCGGACUUGCCGCAGAGCUUUCCUCCAGCCUAUAGCCCCAGCACUUCGAGGACCCCAGUUGCAUCGCCUUCAAGGGAUCGAUACGCUGGAUCGGCCUUGCCUCCGCUUCCCCUCUACGAAGAGACCUCCGACACGCACCACCUGGCGAUAUCCGAUCUCACAUCCGCUCCAUCUACCUCAUCUCAACCGGUAGCAUACAGCUGGUCAGGGCAUCAGCUGCGGCCUCAAAGGUCCACCGACUUCAACCCUCUUGCACAUGGGUUAUUCCCGGUUCCAUCUGUCCACCCACCUACGCCGAGUACACGCCCGACGUAUCCGACCGCGCUUGAGGCGUCCACCCCUCGCAAUGGUCUUUCCGGACCAUUGUCAGACGAACCUACGUCCGGUACACUUCAUCCUAUCGUAGUAGACGACCCGCACUCAAGACAUGCCUCCUUGCUGCCACAGGGCGAGCUUCCCCCUCUUGAUGUUCUGCCGUUAGAGCAUCUCCAUGCCGGGCCGAGUUUGAGCAACCUCCCCGCUCCUCAACCACAAUCUGCACCCACGACCACUUCCCGCAAGCGCAUCGUGCACAGCCCAUUUUAUCUCGCAGAAAAUGACACGAUGUGGAUGGAGGAGGUGGAUGCCGAAGAGGUGCAGGCUUUCCUUGCCUCGCCUCGCCCUACCAGCGACGUGGAUCAGCUGCCCCCUCAAGGCGGCGCAGUAUCAACAACAACUCGAUCCAUGGUUAUUCCUCCCCAGGCACUCUGGAGGAUCCUGAGCUUCAAAGCUCUUCUGAGGCAGCUUUUACGAAGACUUCCAUCCCUCACCGCAUGGAAGAAUUUCUGGUUAAGACUAUUCUUCAGGUCUUCCGCUAGGAAGUCCUCGUCAGCAUCGUCACGAAAAAUUCCAGCCAAUGGUUCUGUAGACGGCGCGUUUCCACGACCUGGCGACCCAGAUUGGGAGGCGUACGGUGCCUGUAUGCUAUACUACAUACCAAGACUUCGCCAGGAAUACGUCCUUCCUGUGCCCGACGCGCCUCCACCCAUUUAUCCUACACCUUGGCCCGUUGUCAACGUCGUUCCGAUCGUGCAUCAGCUUGCCACAAAUCAAGUUCUCUGCCCGCCAUUGCGCCACCUUCCUCGCGGAGUGUCAAAGCUGAGGUGGGACGUGCGCGGGGCAGACUUCGGGAUACCACUCGCAAACGCCGCCUUCAUGUCGCAACCGGCGACAUGGCCGCUGUGCUCGAAGCUUGUCAUCUCUUGCUGCGCCGACGAUCCUCAACCGCAAUGGCCGUGGUCGAUCACGGUUUAUAGCCCUUGGGGCGUGACACUUCACGAGGUCCUCGUCGCCAUCAAAGAGAACAUGAAGCAAGCGAUCUGGCCUCAUGAAUGGGACACUCUUCACCCUGAGCGUCGCGCGGCUAUUGAACGCCUGCACCUCGCACGGACGACGGCGCAUCCGUUGGGGCGUCCUUUGCCUGAGCCCAACGACGAGGAAGUCCUUCGUUCCGAUUACCUUUUGGGGCACACGUUCUUCCGCGGCCUUACACCGAAUCCCGACGGCGAUGGGUGGAUGAUGCACUUCGGCGGGCCCUGA